Molecule: messenger RNA, 1833 nt
Organism: Diuraphis noxia (Russian wheat aphid)
Lineage: Eukaryota; Metazoa; Arthropoda; Insecta; Hemiptera; Aphididae
Source: RefSeq, a predicted model, not a curated record
AUGAGACGUUUCCCUUUGCCAACUGGGUUGACAGCGCCAGUUUUUAAACAUGCAUCAAUGCUAUCCAAAGUUAGAGACCGUAAAAAAUUAUUCAAAAAGACAACUCAACAUGCUGAAGGAACAAUUACUCCCAAUAAACAAAUGCAACUGCCAUUCUUUAAAACCAGUAUUACAAAAUGUCGAAUUACUGAGUUAGUGUUUAAUUACAUAGUUGAAGAAAUGAGACCUAUUGUUUGUUGUGAAAAACCGUCAUUUCGUCGUUUCAUUCAAGGGCUAACUGGCAUUACUGAUUCAACURUACUUCCUAACCAUAAGAAUAUAUCAAAAAUAUUACAAGUGAAGUAUGACAAUUAUGUAUCCAUGUUGACUAAUUUAAUUGAGAAACAGAAACACAUCUGUUGUACAGUGGAUAUAUGGAGUGCCAAUAAUAAGAGCUUUAUGGGAAUGACAUGUCAUUUUAUCGAUGAAUUUUCAUAUAAACGGUCUUCAUAUGUCUUAAKUUGUAAGMGAAUAAAAGGUAGCCAUAAUUAUUUGAACAUUAAUGAUGUAAUAACUGACAUUUGUGAUGCUUAUCAAAUUAAAAGUUCUAAAAUCACCCAUAUUAUAACCGAUAAUGCUAGUAACUUUGGCAAAGCAUUCCGCACAUUUUCAAAAAGCUCAACAAUUGAAUCCGAUCCUUAUGUAGGUAACUUAGACGAGUUAGACACUGAUGAAGAUACACAAAUUGAUAGUGAUAAUGAAAACAAUCUGUCCAGUCCUAUUGAUAUUGAAUAUGUUGAUGUUGGUCAGUUGCUUUAUAAAUCAAAUAGUUCUGAUUGUACUAAUUUUAGUUUGCCUGAUCACCUGACCUGCUGUGCCCAUACUUUGAACUUAAUAGCCACUACUGAUGUAGCAAAAAUAACCGAUAAAAACUAUAUAAAUAUUUCCAAACAAGUUUUUAGUAAAUUAAGUUCAUUUUGGAAUCUAUUAAGUAGAAGUACUGGGGCAUCAGAMAAAGUUUUUGAUAUUUGCAAAAUUAAAUUUCCUGUGCCAAUAAUGACUAGAUGGAACUCCACGUUUGAUGCGAWUCAAAAAGUAUUAUUGUUUAGAGAGAAGCUUACUUUUGUAUUUUUAGAAUUAAAAUUAGCUAAAUUGAAGAAUACAGAAUGGGGAGAAAAACGUAAUUAUUUAGGCUUUGUUGCMCCMACCAUUAUUAUUUUGAGGCGUUUAUUAAUUGAGUUAUCAUUGUUAACAUAUUGUAGCCCUUUAAAAUAUUGCGUUAUUGCUAGUCUUGAAAAAAGAUUCAGUUAUUUGUUCGACUUGAGUUCUCCAAAAAGUAAAAGUUUUAUUAUAUCAUCUAUGAGCCAUCCAUUAUUUAAAUGUAGUUGGAUUCCACUYAGGUGCAUAGAUUUGUGUAAAGAACUUUUCAUAAAUGAAUGCAAAUUAACAAAUUCUGGUUCUGAAUGUUCUGAUUUAUAUGAAAAUCCUAUUUCUGAUAACAGUGAUAGUGAUACUGAAWUUUAUAGAAAUGUUUUUUCAUCACAAAAUAGUUCUUCAAAUGGUGAACUAUCCACCAAUGCAGAUUCGGCCCUUAGAAAUUCUAACUUGUCUAGUGUUGAAGCCUUAUCUUUUUUGAAUUCAAAAGUUAAAGAGCUAAAUAUAUUGGACUCAUUCCCAGUAGUUAAACAAGUAUUUAUGAAAUUCAAUACAUCCAUUCCCUCUUCAGCGCCAGUUGAAAGACUUUUUAGUGGGGCUAUCCAAAUCUUAACUCAUAGACGUAAUCGUCUUAGUGAUGAACAUUUUGAUAUGCUUCUGUGUUGUAGAUGUUAUUUGCAACAAAAUAGUCUUACUUAA